AUGGAUUACCAAGGGCGCGUCAGGCAACCCUGGUUGGAAGCUGCGGUGCGCCGGCAAGGCGUGACAGGGACCAAGGGGCUUCAGAAGAGCGAUGCAUCAUCCAGUGAGGGAGAUGAUUGGGAGGCCAUUGCCCAGCCGCCUCCUUACCCCUUCCCACAUGGGAACGUGGAACUCAACAUUGAUGCACCCGGAAGGGACAAUGGUGAGGACGAAGGGCCUCACGGCGCAAGGAAGGGGCCACUGACGAGGGAGGAGAAGAUGAUGCAUGCCUGGCUGAAAUACUACAAGAGCGUGGCAAACAAGGAGAAGGCCCAGCUGCAACGGGAGCUGCACAGGGCAAACCUGCUGUGCCUGCUCGCGCAUGGGAUUUUGCUGGACCAGGCUGCCAAUGAGCCCCUUGUGCAGGCAUGUGAUCAGGGCUUGGCGUUGUCUUUGGCGCUGGCAGACCAUGAUGUCGUGCCAGAUGUGCAUGCCAAAAAGGGCAUCAGAUCCAGCAGCCUGGUGCCUGUCACAACCUGGUUCAAUGGCGCCUUCCGCCAGCUCUCUGCAGAUGAAGCUGCCCAGAAGGGAGAUGAAGGGCAGGCAGGUGGGGUGGAUGCAGCUGCUGAGAGGCUGCAGCAGGUGGCGACACAGAAAGAGGGCAGCGGCGAGGAACUCGUAGCCCUUUUUGUGGCCAUCAUGCGCUCUGUUGGCCUGCUGGCUCGCACUGUCAGAGCGCUGGACGUGCUGCCGCUGAAGCCCAGCAGGAGCGAAGGCAGGGGGCGCGGCCGGGCCGGCGGCCAGCCGUCACAACACAAGCCGGCAUCUGCAAAGCCCGCGAGCGCUCCGAGGGCGCCCAGGGAAAGCCGAUCACCAAAGCGACAAAGACCUGCCGCCCCCAGCGAGGACACUGCAGAUGUGGACGAGCAGGCAGCACAGGCUCAGGACAGCAGGCGGGGCGGCAGGGAAGUAGACAAUGGAGAAGGGGAUGUGUCUGGGAAGGGCCGUGGAGUCAUUAGGGGCAGAGGUGGCAGGAGAGGCGGGAAAGGCAGGGGGCAAGGCAGGGGCCGAAGCCGAGGCAGUCUUGAGGAGGACGCUGUGGUCCUCUUGUUGGAUGAUGACCCUGUAAAGCAGGAGGCAAUGGAGCGGACGUUGUCUGAGCAGCAGAGGAAGCGGAAGGGUGACAUGGAGUAUGAGAACCAGCUCGCGAUGGCCUUGCAGGCCUCUCUUGCAGGUGCUGGAGAAGCGGCACCGUCGUCUGCAGACGUGAAGACGGGCGCAAUACCGGCCACUGCUGCCGGCAAGGCUGUCAGUGCCAAGGCCAUGGCAGCCGCGCAGCGGAAGGCUGCCGCAGCAAGCAGCUCCGUGCAGAAGGCUGAGCCCAAAGCCACCUCACCAGCCCAGGGGCGGCUGGCGGGGUCGAUGUGGGCGCGGUCGCGGCGGGGCCUGGACGGCCGCUGCUGGGCCGAGGUGUACUGCGGAUCGGCGGAGUCCGGCAGCUGGGUGCAUGUGGACCCCCUGACUGGCAUGGUCGACAGGGCACAAGAUGUGGAGAAGGGCUGCAUAAGGGAUGCACCCAUGGCGUACGUCGUGGCGUUCUCAGGCAACAGCGCCAAGGAUGUCACGCAAAGGUAUGUGAAGAGCUUCAGGGCAGUCCAGAAGCUGCGCGACGAGGAGUGGUGGCAGCAGACGCUGCAGCCUCUUCGGCCGCAGACGGCCAUUCUAGCUCCAAAGGCAGCCUCCCUUCCAUCCAGCAGCACUACCCAGCCUGUCAUUGGCGGCCCCAAGGGGAAGCAGCGGGCGGUGGAUUUGGUGGCGGCGCGGGAGGAUGCGGAGUUGCAGCAGAAAUUCUCAUCCGAGCUGCAGGACAUCCCCAACACCAUCCCAGCCUUCAAGAGCCACCCACGUUACGUGCUGGAGCGCCACAUAGGCCGCUACCAGGCGCUGAAGCCGGGCACCUCCAAGCUGGGCCUGCACCGCGGCGAGCCCUUCUACCCGCGCGACUCCCUGCAAGACCUCCACACAGUUGAUAUAUGGCAGCGCAAGGGGCGCCAUGUCAUCGACGCUGAGCUGGACAAGCCUGCAAAAACGGUCAGCCGCCGCGGCACCAAGGACGAUCCCAAGGCUGCCACCACACCAGAGGAGCUUGCAGAGGCGUUCCAGGAUGACGAGGAUGAUCUUUUCAAGCCGAUGUCGCCCAAGGCGCCGGCUUCCAGCGAGACAAAGCUGUACGGCCACUGGCAGACGGUGGAGUGGAUCCCUCCCCAGGCCAAGGACGGUGUCGUGCCCAAGAACGAGCGCGGCAAUGUCCUCUGCCCACCCCUCGCCCACGCCCUGCCCCUGGGGACGGUGCACCUGUCGGACAUGCCGCGGGUGUCGCUGGUGUGCAAGGCGCUGGAGGUUGACUACGCGGUCGCGAUGACCGGCUUUGAGACGCGCGGCGGUCAGAGCGUGCCGGUCUUUGACGGCGUUGUCGUCUGCGAGGAGCACGCGGACGCAGUCAGGGACAAGUACUGGGCCGCCGAGAGGGAGAGGCAGGAGAAGGCCGAGAACAAGGCGCGAGCCACGGCAGAGGCCAACUGGCGGAACCUGCUGCGAUCCAUUUUCACACGCAUAAAGGUGCAGGGCGACUACGCUGACGAGCCCGACACUGCCAGUGGAGAGGCCAUUGACGAGGACGACAUUGCAGAUGAAGCUGGCGGCAGCCAGGAGGAGCCCAUUGUGCUGGACAUCUCGGGCGGAGAGCAGCCGGCCGCCGAGCGACCGCCGCCGCCCAAGUCCGGCGCGGCAGCCGCCGCAGCCGUGGCAGCCGCAAAGGCCGACGUUGCGGCGCGAGAGGUCGCGAGACGCACCUGGAAGGACCCUCUUGCUGCAGCCAGAGAGCAGGGACGAUCCACCAGUGCAGCUAGCACGUCGGGGGCUACCGGUGUGAAUGGAGAUGCUGCCAGUGGGGAGGGAGUGGCAGAAGGCAAAAUUGGGGAUGUGCCGGCUGGAGUCAAGGAGGAAGCAGGCGCCGGGGGAGCAGGGAGAGGGGAGAAAGAUGGGGGUGCAGGGCUGGCGAAUGGAAACGGGGCAAUGAAGCGGAAGCGCACGCGCAGCGGGAUGGUGGUGGACUUCGAGGAUAUCUGA
This is a messenger RNA of Coccomyxa subellipsoidea C-169, 3108 nucleotides long. RefSeq names its product Rad4-domain-containing protein. Gene Ontology annotation, cellular component: cytoplasm; nucleus; nucleotide-excision repair factor 2 complex. Gene Ontology annotation, biological process: nucleotide-excision repair; mismatch repair. The transcript is spliced from 18 exons. The record is from RefSeq and is a predicted model, not a curated record. Lineage: Eukaryota; Viridiplantae; Chlorophyta; Trebouxiophyceae; Coccomyxaceae. Gene Ontology annotation, molecular function: single-stranded DNA binding; damaged DNA binding. Bases 1 to 3108 code for a protein of 1035 amino acids.